GUAGCUACUGUAGAUUUAGCCUGACCUAACCCAGCCUGGUCGCUCAGCGCAGUAUCGCUGCCGUCAACUGUGUCGUCGCGCGGUGCUACAGGAAAUGACGCACAUAUCGCCGGCAACUCCGUCUUGAUAAACCGAGGCAGCUCCUGGAUACUAAUAAUUUCCCCCUCGAUACGUCCAACAAGCGUCAAUUCAGAUCGGUCUUUCCGCUUCGCAGGGCGACGAUGCCCGUCACCUUUGGCGGCGCCUUCUACCUGAUCCCUAACGCAAACCCUAGCAAGUAUCACCAGUAGAUUAUCUAAGAACCCUAAGCUACAGAGGCGACUCGCCGCCAACAUGUUGUUGGACGAGUCCUCCCUCUCCCGCCAUCCCCAUCACCGUGCCUACAUCGCCUCCUCCAUGAGCGCACCCUCAUUCCCGACCUUCUCCGGCAGUGCCGGAGGCGACAAGUCGAGCCCCCUCCGCCCCUCUCCUUCCUCCACAUCCUCUUCAUCCGUUUCUCGCAUUCACACCACACCCUCAUUCGCCUACAACGGUCGCAUCGCACUUGCCCUCGUCCCAGCUGCCGCCUUCCUCCUCGACCUCGGCGGCGCUCCUGUCGCCGUUGUUCUAACCGUUGGCCUAAUGGUCGCGUACAUGCUUGACUCCCUCCGCCUCAAAUCUGCAGCCUUCUUUGCGGUCUGGUUCUCCCUAGUCGCCUCUCAACUUGCUUUCUUUGCCUCCGCCUCCUCUUCCCUCGCGGCCUCCUCCUCCUUCUCAUCGCUCCCCCUAACUGCACUAGCACUCCUUCUCUGCGCCGAGACUAAUUUCCUCAUUGGCUUAUGGAUCUCCCUUCAGUUCCGCUGGAUCCAGAUUGAGAAUCCUUCAAUCGUGGCCUCUCUAGAGCGCCUACUCUUCGCUUGCAUCCCAGUAGCCACCCCUGCAAUCUUCACUUGGGCCGUAGUCUCUGCCCUUGGCAUGGUUAAUGCUGCCUACUACUUCUUGGCCUUUGUCUGCAUGUCAUAUUGGCUCUACUCGCUACCCCGCUCCUCGUCCUUCCGGUCCAAACACGAGCCUUCCACAGACUCCCAAAUACUUGGCCCCUUGGAGAGUUGCAUCCAUACCCUCUACCUUAUCUUCGCUCCCGUUCUUUUCCAUGUCGCCUCCCACCACUCGACAGCCUUGUCUUCCGUUUCCUCCAUUUGCGAUCUACUGCUGCUCUUUUUCAUACCUUUCUCGUUCCAGCUUUAUGCUUCCACAAGAGGGGCGCUCUGGUGGGUCUCCAAGGAUGAGUUUCAGAUUCGGAGGAUCCGGGUGGUGAAUGGAGCAGUGGCAAUGGUGUUUGUUGUGAUCUGCCUUGAAGUCAGGGUUGUGUUCCAUUCUUUUUCUAGAUAUGUACAUGCUCCGCCCCCUCUAAAUUACCUCCUAGUAACGGUUACUAUGCUUGGAGGGGCAGCAGCAGUGGGCUCUUACGCUCUUGGCAUGGUUGAUGAUGCUUUAAGUUCUGCAGCUUUCACAGCCUUGGCUGUUUUUGUUAGCGGAGCCGGCGCCCUUGUCAUUGGUUUUCCCUUACUGUUCAUCCCUCUUCCACUGAUAUCUGGGUUUUAUUUAGCACGAUUCUUUACAAAGAAAAGCUUGCCAUCAUACUUUGCUUUUGUAACAUUAGCAAGCCUCAUGAUAUCAUGGUUUGUUGUGCGUAACUUUUGGGAUCUCAAUAUUUGGAUGGCUGGUAUGGAUUUAAAAUCUUUCUGUAAAUUGAUCCUGGCAAGCGCAAUCCUCGCUAUGGCCAUCCCUGGUUUGGUUCUCUUUCCGCCUAAAAUAAGAUUCUUAACUGAGCUCAGCCUAAUUGGUUAUGCUUUACUGCUUUGCUAUAUAGAAGAUCGGUUCUUCAACUAUACAAGUAUAUAUUAUUUUGGAUUUGAUGAUGAUGUUAUUUAUCCUAGUUAUAUGGUUGUGAUGACGACCAUUUUGGGCUUUGCUUUAAUAAGGAGGUUGGCUUCAGAUCACCGUAUUGGGCCAAAGGCUCAAUGGAUUUUAACCUGCCUAUUUUCUUCGAAGUUGGCAAUGCUAUUUAUUUCCUCAAAGUCGGUUAUGUGGGUAUCAGCAGUUCUGCUUUUGGCAGUUUCCCCACCUUUACUACUUUAUAGGGAUAGAUUGAAAGGAGCUUCAAAGAUGAAAAUUUGGCAAGGUUAUGCUCAUGCUUGUGUAGUAGCUAUAUCUGCUUGGUUUUGUAGGGAAACCAUUUUUGAAGCUCUUCAAUGGUGGAAUGGAAUGCCUCCAUCAGAUGGUCUGCUUUUGGGAUCUUAUAUACUCUUGACUGGAAUUGCUUGCAUACCAAUUGUUGCGCUUCACUUUUCACAUGCCCAGCCGGCAAAGAGAUUCCUGGUGCUUGUGGUGACCAUGGCCCUCUUACUUAUACUUUUGCAGCCUCCAAUCCCUUUAUCUUGGGCAUUUAGGUCAAACUUGAUCAAAGCAGCUCGUCAGUCUUCUGAUGACUACUCUAUAUAUGGUUUUGUGGUUUCCAGGCCUGCAUGGCCUUCAUGGCUACUUAUAGCAACAAUAUUACUAACAUUAGCAGCAGUUACAAGCAUCAUUCCCAUCAAGUAUAUUGUUGAAUUGAGAGCAUUUUAUGCAGUUGGAGUUGGGAUUACGCUAGGCAUCUAUGUGUGUGCAGAAUACUUCUUUCAAGCCGUAAUCUUGUAUCCACUUAUCGUAGCAACCAUAGUCUGCGCUUUUGUCUUUGUAGUUUUCACGCACUUUCCAUCCGCAUCAAGCACCAGAAUCUUACCUUGGGUUUUCGCUCUCAUGGUGGCUCUCUUACCUGUAUCAUACCUAAUGGAAGGGCAUCUCAGGGCAAAGAACAUUGUUGAUGACACUGAACCUGACAAGUUUAGCACCUUGUUGGCAAUUGAAGGAGCAAGGAUGUCACUUUUGGGGCUUUAUGCCAUGCUAUUUAUGCUGAUAUCUUUGGAGAUUAAGUUUGAACUGGCGACCCUAAUGAGAGAAAAAGUUUUUGAAAGAGGAGUUGCUCCGAAUCAGUUCAGUCACAACGUUGGCUUUCAGCCAAAACUGAGGCUUAUGCAACAACGGAGGGCAUCUGCAGCACCUGCUUUCACAAUCAAAAGACUGGCAGCCGAGGCUUCUUGGAUGCCUGCAGUUGGCAACGUCUCAACUGUUCUUUGCUUCAUUAUCUGCCUUAUUAUCAACAUGAGCCUUACAGGUGGUUCAAACCGUGCAAUAUUCUUCCUUGCUCCCAUUCUGUUACUUCUCAACCAGGACUCGGAUAUUCUCGCUAGUUUUGGGGACAGACAGCGUUAUUUCCCGGUGACAUUUGCAAUCUCUGUAUUCUUGCUAUUGAAUGCUAUCUACAGGAUAUGGGAGGAGGUCUGGCAUGGAAAUGCAGGAUGGGGACUUGAAAUUGGAGGACCUGGAUGGUUCUUUGCUGUAAAAAAUGCCGCACUUAUUGUUCUUACCUUACCCAACCACAUCCUCUUCAACCGCUUCAUGUGGGACUAUGUUAAACAGACUGACUCGAUGUUGCUUCUGACUAUGCCUCUUAAUUUACCAUCUAUAAUUAUAACAGAUAUACUUACUGUGAGGAUUUUAGGAUUUCUUGGUGUUAGUUAUUCUCUUGGUCAAUAUCUGAUAUCAAGGAGGAUUAGAAUGGCUGGAAUGAAGUAUAUUUGAAGCAGGCUUAGCUGCCAUUUACUCGAGGUUUUUUGCUGGUUAGAUUCUAACUGGCAAUUUUAAACGGAUAUCUGGAUGAAGUUUAAAUGAUUAAACUGGGACUUCUUUUGUCUGCAUUUUCUGUCUCUUGUGGAGGCAGCUUGUUGAUUAAGCGCACGCCAUGAUAAAUGGUUGAAGACUCAGGUUUUUUGUAGGUAUGCUUUUUGUUUAAAAUUAUGAAGACAAGACUAGUCUGGCGUUCAACCUUUUGUCGUGGUGAGUGGUGCUUGCUGUGAUUUUUUUAGAUAAUUUUAUAUGUUUUUUUAGAACAAUCCGAGCUAUAAAAAUAAAUAAAUAAAAUGAUGUAUUAAUGCUACAGGUUUCUAGCGUACACUUUUUUUGAGCCAGGAAGGGGAAAAAAACUGUACCUUAGUUGAUAUACGGCAUGCCAUAUUACUAAUUUUCUCUUUAGGGUCAA
Messenger RNA from Dendrobium catenatum, 4120 nucleotides. RefSeq lists its product as uncharacterized. The transcript is spliced from 5 exons. Lineage: Eukaryota; Viridiplantae; Streptophyta; Magnoliopsida; Asparagales; Orchidaceae. The coding region runs from base 334 to 3663 and encodes 1109 amino acids. The record is from RefSeq and is a predicted model, not a curated record.